Molecule: messenger RNA, 1085 nt
Organism: Wasmannia auropunctata (little fire ant)
Lineage: Eukaryota; Metazoa; Arthropoda; Insecta; Hymenoptera; Formicidae
Gene: Cbp20
Product: nuclear cap-binding protein subunit 2
Exons: 3
Coding region: 212-709 (165 amino acids)
Biological process (GO): mRNA cis splicing, via spliceosome
Cellular component (GO): nuclear cap binding complex
Molecular function (GO): RNA cap binding
Source: RefSeq, a predicted model, not a curated record
CGUUGGUGUCGCUACAAUUUUUGAUACAUGGCGAAAGAGACAAGCUGUGUGUGCCAAAAGAGACAGUAGACACUGCCGGCUGCUCUCGAGUUUACUCUGCCUCGACGUUCGCUUUUAUUUUCUCUGCUUUGGAUUUUGCAGAUGCGUUAGAUUUCAGACAGAAGUUGACUCUUUUGAAGUGCGGAAUUGAGCUACUUGAACAUCGUGGAAGAUGUCGGUCAAAUUAAGCACAAACAGCUCGCCGUCAGUCGAAUUAAGCUCCUAUCGUGAUCAACAUUUUAAGGGCACAAGGGCUGAGCAGGACAGACUUCUAAGGAAUUCCACCACUUUGUACGUGGGCAAUCUGUCGUUUUACACCACCGAGGAACAGAUAUAUGAAUUGUUUACCAAAUGCGGUGACAUAAGGCGCAUCAUUAUGGGCCUGGACAAGUACAAGAAGACACCCUGUGGCUUCUGCUUCGUCGAGUAUUAUCUGAGAGCCGAUGCCGAGAAUUGUAUGAGAUACAUAAAUGGCACUCGUUUAGACGACCGAAUAAUCAGAACUGAUUGGGACGCUGGCUUUAUUGAGGGUAGACAAUACGGUCGUGGCAAAACUGGAGGACAGGUGAGGGAUGAAUAUCGAUCUGACUUUGACAGUGGACGAGGUGGCUACGGUAAAAUAAUACAACAGAAAGUAACGUCUCUCUCCGACGGUGGAUUUGGACGGUGAAAUCUUUCAAUAGAUGUGUAAAUGAGACAUUGUAUGAUGCACACACGUGUGCAAGUGUUCAAUCCGUAUUUCAUUAUAUGUGACUGAAGUAAUUAAUUUUAAGUGUAAAUACGUUUUGGUGAUAAGCUUAAACUAAGCAGCAGUAUAAGUAGAGAUCGAUUCACAUAGUAGAGGUACGCUCAUAAUAUAUCAUUAAAAAGUUUUCGAUACUUUGGACAAACGUUUUGCAUAAUAAUGUUCAGAACCAAAGAAAUUGCAGUUAAACUUGACUAAUUCUAUACACAUGUCCUCACCAAUGUUUCCUUGUUAUUCGUUCCUUGAGUUAAUGUAACAAAUCUUGCAAAUACAAAAUCAAUAAAAUUUAUUUUAUAUAUAA